Molecule: messenger RNA, 1258 nt
Organism: Exserohilum turcica Et28A
Lineage: Eukaryota; Fungi; Ascomycota; Dothideomycetes; Pleosporales; Pleosporaceae
Exons: 2
Coding region: 226-1197 (323 amino acids)
Source: RefSeq, a predicted model, not a curated record
GCGUCCCGUCAUUUCCUGCUAACCCGGGGUGCCGAUAGAUUGCAUUCCUCAGGCACCAAUCUCCGCCGUACUCUGAUUUUUUUUCUUCCUUUUUCCUUUUUCCUUUCUGUUCCUGCUGGCCAGCAUGCGCAUCGUUGUUGAGCAAUGAUCUUCUCUUCUUUUUUCCCGGUGGUCCCUUUCUUUUUAUUAUGUUUAAUACUACUACUUAAAACCGCCGGGGCGCAGAUGCUGGGGUCCUGGUCUGCAAAUCCAGGGGAACUUCACGUGCGCCAGAACGGCAACGACAAGAAUGGCAACGGGCAGAAUAACGGACCGGACAACAGUGCUUUCACUAUUGUCAACGGGAGGAUAUACACUCCCGGACUUGGGAUAAUAUUGGCACCACAACCUUACACACCUGAGGGCGGCGAUUUUCUGCAGAUAGCCCUCGAUAUAUCGGGCGAUGGUAAACUUCCUGUACCACCGCGAAAUAUCGCCGACCCCCUCACCCAGGUCUUCAACUUCACCCUGUUCCUCACGUCGACGAUUACGCAGAAGAACUUUACAAUCUCAAACAUGACGACCUCGACGCCUCCGCUGGCCAACAUGCUCAACCAGGAGGCCGGGCAGACAGUCAAGCAUAUAAACUUCGAGUGGCCACAGUGCCUAGUCGGCAACAACAACGAUGACGACGGUGCAACCGCAAGGGGCGAUUACAACAUUAGCAUCCACCAAAACUACCGACUCAACGGCGUGGACCAUUACACGAUUUUUAACCUCCCAAUCAGCGUUACAAACAGCAUCCAGGCGUUCCCGGGCGCUGGCCAACUGACGACCAAGCCUGCCCCGGGCCCCCUCAAUGCAAACGGAGGCCGCAUGCCGUGCGCGAUGCUUGAAAACCCCCUGCAGGACUUCCAGGCACAAGUCAACAGCGUCAGCAACCCGUCUGGCCAGCCUAUCCGGGUCAUUCCGAUUGAGACCAGUCCAAUGAGCAACGGCGGACAGGUCGGCGGCAAUGGUCGCGGCGACGGAUCAAGCGGGUCUGGUGCCGGCGGCGCCCAGGGCAACGGGCAGGGUGAGAUUGCGCCUGGUCCGGCCACAGGCCCCGCCAACGAAGCGUUGGGAGCUGCGGUAAGGAUGUCGAGCGAGUCGCUUUCGGUUGUCAUGAUCGGCAUGCUGGGAGCGGCAGUCGUGCUGUGCACGUCUGUAAGCUGGUAGUACUAAAUCUAAGCCACUUACUUGUACACUAAUGACAAAUAAUAGCUACGCGUUUAAUCCU